UUCCACAAUUUUUAUUCUUUUCCCCUUUUUUCCUCAAAGCCAGCUCCAUUUUUGUUCAUGUUCCAUUGGUUGAAAAAGCUAAUCUGAGCUGGGGGGAAAAUGGGAUUUUUGAGCACUUUGCUGGGAAUCAUUGGCUUUGGGAUUGGAACUUCUUUUGGACUGUUGGUUGGAUUCUUUCUCUUCAUUUACUCCAAGCCCAAACCUGUAAAGGAACCAAUUACUAGGUCGCUUUACGAGCUAGAUGCUGAUGCUUUGCUCGAUAUUCUACCGGAUAUUCCGUUAUGGGUAAAAUGUCCCGAUUAUGAGAGAGUAGAUUGGCUGAACAAAUUUGUUACUGAUAUGUGGCCAUACCUCGAUAAGGCUGUUUGUGCUCAAAUAAAAAGCAUUACCGAACCCAUGUUUACCGAGUACGUUGGGACGUAUCGAAUAGAAGCCAUUGAGUAUGAUAAUCUAAGCCUGGGAACUAUUCCUCCAGAAAUUCAUGGCCUUAAAGUGUGUGAAACAAAUGAGAAACAACUAGUCUUGGAACCAGCACUUCGAUGGGUUGGCAAUCCCAACAUAGUUUUGUCGGUGAAGCUGUUGUCGUUUCGAAUCACCGUUCAGUUGGUUGAUUUACAAAUAUUUAUAGCACCACGGAUAACUUUGAAACCUCUUGUACCGACCUUGCCAUGUUUUGCAACUGUUGCGGUGUCACUCCUCGAGAAGCCUGAUGUAGACUUCGGGAUGAAUAUACUAGGAGGCGAUAUUAUGGCUAUACCCGGACUUUAUCGGUUUGUCCAGAAAACAAUUAAACAGCAAGUCGCGAGCCUCUACAUCUGGCCAAAAACAUUAGAGAUUCCGAUUCUUGAUCCUGCGACAGUUGCUGUAAGAAAGCCUGUCGGAAUACUACAUGUAAACGUUGUGCGGGCACAAAAGCUCUUAAAGAAGGAUUUACUCGGAACGUCGGACCCUUAUGUCAAGUUAAAUCUUACUGGAGAGAGCCUGCCAUCGAAAAAAACAACCAUCAAGAAGAGGAAUUUGAAUCCGGAAUGGAACGAGAAGUUCAAGCUUAUCGUGAAGGACCCAGAAUCUCAAGUUCUUCAGUUACAAGUCUUUGAUUGGGACAAGGUCGGUAAUCAUGAUCGGCUCGGAGUGCAGUUUGUCCCCUUGAAGCAUCUUACACCCUAUGAGAAAAAGGAAUUUAAACUCGACUUGCUGAAACACACAGAUAGUUAUGUUCCUCAAGAUAAGAAGCAAAGAGGGAAAAUCGUGGUCGAGCUGACAUAUGCUCCGUUUAGAGAAGACAGCGUUAAAUUAGAUGGGACACAAGAUGGACACUGGAGAAAGGAAAGCGGAUUAAACAGGCGAUAUUCCGAAAACGAAGUCUAUAGUGGAGCAGGUCUGCUUUCUGUUCUGGUUCAAGGCGCCGAGGACGUUGAGGGUGAACGCCACAACAACCCUUAUGCCAUGGUUUUUUUCAGAGGAGAAACAAAAAAGACAAAGAUGAUCAAGGGAACCCGGGAUCCCAUCUGGAACGAAGAGUUCCACUUCAUGCUUGAGGAGCCCCCUAUAAACGAGAAGAUCCAUAUCGAAGUCGUGAGCAAGCGAACAGGCUUUAGUUUCCGAUCAAAGGAGCAUCUGGGAAAUGCCGAUAUCAAUCUCACCGAUGUCGUCCAUAACGGACGGAUCAACAAGAAAUACCACCUGAUCGAUUCGAAGAAUGGAAUGAUACAUGUAGCCAUAAAAUGGACGACGUCUUGAGGAACAGGUAGGGGAUUAUAACAACAGAUGUAAAUUGGUUUUGCAAUAACAAUACAAAGAUUUGAGGAUACAAUGGAUCAAACACGUAGUGAGAAAUAUAGGAAGACAGAUUACUGCAAAAAUAAAAGC
Molecule: messenger RNA, 1869 nt
Organism: Hibiscus syriacus
Lineage: Eukaryota; Viridiplantae; Streptophyta; Magnoliopsida; Malvales; Malvaceae
Product: synaptotagmin-3-like
Exons: 12
Coding region: 100-1740 (546 amino acids)
Cellular component (GO): endoplasmic reticulum
Molecular function (GO): lipid binding
Source: RefSeq, a predicted model, not a curated record